AUGUAUGAAACAGUGGCCGAGGAAGGUCAAUUAGAGAUCGGAGUUGAGCAGUGUGGAGGUCGUGGAGAGGGUAAUCAAGACCAGCUUCAUCUCUUGGUAACGAGGUCAGUUCGCCGCUGCGCAGGAAACAAGGAACGGAAGCAGAAAGCGGAAGCCUACCUGAAGGUGAUCCAGCACCGUAGAGUUCUCGUCUAUGUAUGGACGGACGUGUAG
Messenger RNA from Penicillium cinerascens, 213 nucleotides. RefSeq lists its product as uncharacterized. The record is from RefSeq and is a predicted model, not a curated record. The coding region runs from base 1 to 213 and encodes 70 amino acids. The transcript has a single exon. NCBI's taxonomy places the organism in Eukaryota, Fungi, Ascomycota, Eurotiomycetes, Eurotiales, Aspergillaceae.